Messenger RNA from Ziziphus jujuba (common jujube), 2973 nucleotides. RefSeq names its product subtilisin-like protease SBT5.4. Bases 280 to 2652 code for a protein of 790 amino acids. The record is from RefSeq and is a predicted model, not a curated record. The transcript has 11 exons. Gene Ontology annotation, molecular function: serine-type endopeptidase activity. Gene Ontology annotation, biological process: proteolysis. Lineage: Eukaryota; Viridiplantae; Streptophyta; Magnoliopsida; Rosales; Rhamnaceae.
CUCCCUAUUAAUUGAAAGCGUUUAAAGCAUUCUUUACAAAGCACAAAGCUCCUCUGCUUCAUCUCCUAACCCACUCUGCUCUCCAAAAAGAACAGAGGAAAACAGAGAGAGAGCUUUCUCUUUGAAGCUUUUUCCUUUAUGGUAGAGCACAGUUUUAAUUAAAAAGAAGAAAAAAAAAAAAAAAGAAAAAGCAGCAAAAGAGAGUGAGAGACUGUCACUUUUUUUUUGUUUUUUUGAAUUUCCUGUUCCUCUUCCAACUGACAACAAAAGCAAAAGAAAAUGUGGCCUCCAAAACUUUCAAAUUUCAUCCACUUACUGUUUCUUUUUUCUCUGUUUCAACUACCAGCUUUUGCAAUAAAAAAAUGUUAUAUAGUGUACUUGGGAUCACAUGCACAUGGUUCUCAAGUUACAGAAGAAUAUCUUGAUCGUGUCACUGAUUCUCAUUAUGAUUUCCUUGGCUCUUUCUUGGGAAGUAAAGAAAUAGCGAAAGAAUCCAUUAUUUAUUCCUACACAAGGCAUAUCAAUGGUUUCGCAGCACAACUUGAUGAGGAAGAAGCAGCUGAAAUUGCAAAGAAUCCAAAAGUGGUCUCAGUGUUCUUGAACAGAGGAAGAAAAUUACAGACUACACAUUCAUGGGAGUUUAUGCUACAGAAGAUUAAUAAUAAAGUUAUACCAAAUUCACUGUGGGAUAAGGCCAGGUUUGGUGAAGAUACAAUCAUAGCAAAUCUUGAUACUGGUGUUUGGCCGGAAUCACAGAGCUUUAGUGACAAAGGCUUCGGAGCCGUUUCAUCAAAGUGGAAAGGAGGCUGUGUAAAUGACCACGGCCAUAAUGCUGUCACUUGCAACAGGAAGCUGAUCGGAGCAAGAUACUUCAACAAAGGCUAUCUUGCAUAUGCAAAGUCUAUAAACUAUUCAGUAGCGGGUGUGCCGAAUUCUGCAAGAGACCUCGACGGACAUGGAACUCACACUCUAUCCACAGCAGGUGGAAACUUUGUUCCCGGAGCCAGUGUAUUGGGAGUUGGAAAUGGAACAGCCAGUGGUGGUUCACCUUUAGCCAGAGUGGCUUCAUAUAAGGUAUGCUGGCCACCAAUCAAUGGCAGUGAAUGCUUUGACGCUGAUAUCAUGAAAGCAUUUGAUAUGGCAAUUCAUGAUGGGGUCAAUGUCCUAUCUAUCUCCCUUGGUGGGGACCCGGUUGAUUACUUCGAGGAUGGUCUUGCCAUUGGAGCUUUCCAUGCUGUCCAAAAUAACAUCGUUGUAAUUUGCUCUGCUGGCAACUCUGGCCCUGAUCCUGGUACUGUCUCCAAUGUCUCUCCAUGGAUGAUUACUGUUGGUGCUAGCACUUUGGAUAGACAGUUUCAGGCUUCUGUUCAACUUGGCAAUGGCUUGAAUCUCAUGGGAACGAGCUUGUCGAAAGGUUUACCAGAAAACAAAUUGUAUCCAUUAAUGAGUGCUGGUGAUGCUGCAUUACCUGGUGUCGCUGUUGAAGAUGCCCUUCUCUGUAAGUCAAAAUCACUGGAUCCAAAGAAGGUGAAAGGGAAGAUUUUGGCAUGCCUGAGAGGCGAAACUGCAAGGGUGGCAAAAGGAGAAGAAUCGCUUCUGGCUGGAGCAGUAGGGAUGAUCCUUUGCAAUGACAAGCUCAGUGGCAAUGAAAUUAUUGCUGAUGCUCAUGUUUUGCCUGCUUCACAAAUUAAUUAUACAGAUGGUGUUGCCGUUUUUGCCUACAUCAGUUCCACAAAAGAUCCAAAAGGAUAUAUUACUUCACCAAAAGCAGUACUUGGUACAAAGCCUGCUCCAUUCAUGGCAGCAUUCUCCUCUAGAGGGCCAAACACUAUCACACCUGAGGUCCUUAAGCCUGAUAUUACUGCCCCUGGAGUAAACAUCAUAGCUGCUUAUAGUGAAGCAGUAAGCCCUACAGGCGAACCUUUCGAUAAGCGCACGAUUCCUUUCAAUGUUGAAUCAGGCACAUCUAUGUCCUGCCCUCACGUUUCUGGUGUUGUUGGCCUCCUCAAGACACUCUACCCCAGUUGGAGCACCGCUGCAAUUCGAUCUGCAAUCAUGACAACCGCAAGAACUAAAGAUAACACAGGGAAGCCAAUGCUCGAUGCCUCAUAUUUGGAGUCCACUCCAUUCAGUCACGGUGCUGGACAUAUAAGACCAAACCGAGCAAUGGAUCCUGGCUUGGUCUAUGACCUUACCAUCAAUGAAUACUUGGAUUUCCUUUGUGCUCUCGGAUAUAACCAGACAUUGAUUGCAGCUUUUGCUGAUGAUCACGAAUGUCCUAAGAAUGCCAUGAAUAUUUAUGACUUCAAUUAUCCUUCAAUAUCAAUAGCAAACCUGUCUGUAACUACAGGCUCAUCUGUGACUGUGACUAGAAGAGUGAAGAAUGUAGGAGCUGCAGGGACUUACGCAGCCCGUUUGAUCAGGCCUGAUGGAGUUACACUUUCUGUCGAGCCUAAUGUGUUGAAGUUUGAAAAUGUUGGUGAAGAGAAAAGCUUUAAGGUCACACUAAAAGCAAAAGGAAGGGCAGCUGGGAUUAGGAUCUUGAAAGCCAAGAAAAAACGUGUGCCUAAAAGAUAUGUAUUUGGAGGGAUAAAUUGGUCAGAUGGCAAGCACUAUGUAAGGACUCCAAUUGCAGUUGGUCUAGAAUUUUGAUCAUUUGCCUAGAUAGAAGUGAUAAAUAGGCAAGGUUUAUUCUUAUUUAACAUUAGGAUUUUGAUGGGAUAAGAAGGUCUUUGGUGGAUGGUUCUCCAUUGAAGGCUAAGCUAGCUCAUAUAGCUGCAUAAAGUAGGUGAUUUGCAGAGGUUUUGAUUUGAUUUUCUCAAAUUUUAAUGACUCCUUUUGAAAUUUGAUCCUCUCUAGCUAUUAGUUUCUUGUUUCAAUUUUAAAACUAAUUCUAGAUUUUCUUCUCAAAUUCAAAGUACAUAUUCUUGAAACAAUAUUCUUAUGAUUUUAUCCCAGGGGUUGUUGGAAAAU